CUUCCUUAGGAAAGGCUAAGAAUACCUAGUAGAUCUCAAAGGAUGGUAUGAAGAGUCAGGUAAUUCCUAUGUUGAUCAUGGAUCAAAGAGUGGCUAUGGGUAGGAUCUAUAAGAAGGAAUUCCUACUCUUUUCUAGUGAUCUAACUAAUCCCACCACUUCCUUAUUUUCUAACUAAGAGACUUAUGUUCGGCUUCUUUGUUCAGAUAGAGCUAAGGCAUGGCAUGGACUAAUAAAGCAAGAAGAGAAGUACAAUGCCUAAGAUCUAGAAUAGAGAGAAUCUGUGGAAUGCUUUGAAUAUACAAUAGACCCAAGGUAGCAGCUUACUAUAUCCAUUUAACUUCUAGAGAGUCUAGGUUUCUAAUUAUAGGCUACGUUAGAGGGUGGAGUAGAGGAUUGACCAACCCCACUAAGAGAGUUUGACAAGUGAUCCCAGGAUGCAAACUUCCCUAUCUUACUUUCAAUACCUUGUAUCCUAUCGUUUAUCUUCUUUGCUAGAAGGUUCCAUUCAACUGUAAAAGCAUGUGCAUCUACUACCCUGUCCCUGACAAGAGGUUCAAGAAGGGUCCAAUGGCUUUAUUCUUUUAUCUUUGACUUCGCUGCACUCACGACUUAAGAGUCUUCCACAGUGCUAGCACUAGGCACCUCUAAUUAGGAUAUAUACAGACAAGGUACGUGAUACUUGUUUACAGGGACUUUAGACACUUGAUCUCAACAGAGAAGUCUUUCUUUCACACCACUUUUCACGUAUAUAAUGACUCAGUAAACUCGUUCAAUCUUAAAUAUGAAACUUGGAAAGAGUCCAUAUAUAAAUCAACAAUGCUAGAACUAAUUAGAGUAGUUUAAAGUAAAGUAAAAUAGUACAAUUCCUUUAGAGCAUCCGCAAGUGGAGUGUAAAGAAGAAUGAAUAGAUGGGAGAUCGAUCCUUACUUACUGGUUGGUGAUAGGACUGACUCAAUGGAGUGAAUGGAUAGACGAGUUUUCAUUUGUUGGUUGAAUGGCAGAGUUCUCAAGAUCCCUCUCCUCUUAUAGAUACGACCUGCUAACCUUAAUCUUUUAAGAGAACCCUCUUAAUAAACCCUAUAAAUAACUGGGAGAGGGUAUAUCCUACAUCUUUCUUCAAAGAGUGCCCCUAGCAGGGAUCCAUGUAAAAGAGGGUUCCGUUCGGAUAGACACGGCAGUUGAUACACUACUAGAGUAAGGUUUCCCCCUUUGAUUGAGAUAGAAUUUAUAGAUCCGUUGUCUAGUAGCGUGACGCACUAUGAUCGGCAUCAAAUGCAGGACUAGAACCCCACUUCUUUUAGAAACUCAUUUCGUCGCUCUUGGGCUCUCGCUUUCAGUAAAAUGAACCUUGGUAUUUCAUUUGCUGUUCAAGAAUACGCUGUGGCACUUUCUGAUUUUCUAGAAUCAGUUCUUUUCGCAAUUGAAUUUGAAGGAACUGCACAUUCACAAUGGCAAGAGGAAGACAUUUCAAGAAUGGGUUGACUUCAAUUUGGCAAAUGAGUUAGGGACCAAGGUCUAUAGACUGGCGCCUUCUAUUUGCAGUAGCCGUCCAUACUAGAUGGGCUUGGAGAAAUAAGGCGGAACAUGAGCCCAGUUGGACCAGGCCGUCCAAGCCCACUUUGGAAAUCAUGAGAAGGGCGAACGAAGCCCAUAGCGCCAAUCAGAAGCAAAUAUCUAACCACAGCAAAGAAAAAGUUCUGGUCCACCCCCACAUGAUGAUUGGGUUAAAAUCCAUCUUGAUGGAUCUGUUAGUGGCAACCCUAGUCCAGCUGGAGCCGGGUUUCAUUUAUUGAAUUAAAAGACGGAAAUCCAAUAUCAAUAAUAGACUCAGCUGAACCUUGUAUUGUCAAACUCGUCUGAUGGUAACGGUCCACUUUUGCUGAUAUUAUUAUAAAUAAGGUGGGGUUCGGGGGGGCUCUCCCCCCUGAAACCAAUCGUCAUGGCUUAUAGUAGAGUAGAUUUUAGCAUGCAAAAUCGGAUUGUAUGUGAGCUUCCUUUGAGGAGAAGGCAAUUGUCUUUGUAGACUACCCCAUUCAGCCUUAACGCACCAAUGGCUAAGAAGGCCGGUCGUAGAUCAGGGGACUCAUUGUACUGGUUACUGCUAUAGCUAGUGCUAGUGCUGUACUGACUUACUGUACUGGUGCUAGUGGACUUACAGAGCUGUAAAGAGUACUAUCUUGACUGGUAAAAAGAAAGCGUCUGAUCAGAUCUAUCAAGAGAUAGUGGUUCGCCCUCACUUCGAUCGUCUAAGCAAGGACUAGGCUGUCGAGUGAGGAUUGGCCGAUGGGAGUUUCAUCGGUACAAAUAGGCCGGUUAAAGACGAGUAGGCAGGGUACGACGAAGCCCGCGGGGUGACACAUGGUUGUACUGGUCAGCUUUGGGCUGGAGAUCACCGAUUGACUGAGCGUGCUUUGGCAGCUCGUGGUGGAGUACUCUCUGACGGAUUCGCUCUAUUUCCUAUUCUUGAGGGAGUGAUCGAGAUUAAGCCGCGUGGCGAAAAACAAAGGACUAUUCGCUCUUUGGGGUGGGCCUUUCGUACUCAAAUCCGAACGGGGAAAGGACAAUUAUUCAGCGCACUCAAAUCUAGUGGAUCUGGUUCACUAUUCAUGAAAAGCCAGGGUUGAAAUGUUAGGGUCAAGAAUUCUUACUAAUAAUAAGAAAGGGUUAAGUAAGGGCCUCCAACGCCUAUAAAUAGAAGCUUCUUUCUCUAUUUGGCAAAGAGAGACGUAGAAGUCAGAAAGAAAGACUUUCAGUAACACUUAUUCCAACAACACUCUUAUGGAUAUCGCUGGAAGACUUGCAACAAUUCAGCAAGAAAUAGGUCAGGUGGAAAACGAGAAACUCCAACGAGAGCAAAUGCUUGGUCUCUUCUGGGAACACAUGCCGGCGAUCGAUCCAAGUCUCAUACGAGGACGUAUGCUGGCUAUACAGAAUCAAAUCCAAGCCCUCGAAAACCGAAAGAGGGCCCUCCUUCUCGAACAGCAGGAGCUUCUUGUUCAGGCUGCCACACGUGAUCCCCCGAAAGAUUAAAAGAAAUGAGCAUUAGCUCUUUCUAAAUAAAAUAAGGAGUCCGUCGACCAAAAGUAGUGUGUGUUCCAGGGCUUUCUAUCUACUCCUAUCCAAAGUAGAUUGCUUUUAUUUGGUGUGUUUGCAUGUAUGGUAUGGGAAAACCCCUAGUGUAAAAUGUUUACUACUGUUAGCUAUGCUAAUAUAAUAAUU
Molecule: messenger RNA, 3220 nt
Organism: Populus trichocarpa (black cottonwood)
Lineage: Eukaryota; Viridiplantae; Streptophyta; Magnoliopsida; Malpighiales; Salicaceae
Source: RefSeq, a predicted model, not a curated record